AUGGCAGCCAUUUUGCAAUUGAUAUCAGCCCAACAGAUUGAAUCAGUCACCUUGUCGGAUAAGAGGAGAGUAUACAACACUCUCACGCAACAACAAGAGCUUUUGCUUCGAGAAGAAAGCCAGUCUAUCUUACAGCAAGCGAAACACUGUUCACCCUCAAUCAUCGGUCUUGAAGAUUCUUCAAGUUUCAUCUCUGAAAACACCGCAGGUAUCAGUUUGGCAUUCAAUUUCGAUGCCUUCGUACUUGCGUCUAAGAUAUACUAG
Molecule: messenger RNA, 264 nt
Organism: Xylaria bambusicola
Lineage: Eukaryota; Fungi; Ascomycota; Sordariomycetes; Xylariales; Xylariaceae
Exons: 2
Coding region: 1-264 (87 amino acids)
Source: RefSeq, a predicted model, not a curated record